UUCCGCGGGCGGAAGGGAAGGGGGAGGUGAGAAGGCUGAGCGCCGGCCGCUCCUCCCCCCGCCACUCCCCGCCUCGGCCCUGAAGGGGCUGGAUGGGCAAGUUGGACGCGAUGGCUCGAGCCCGGGCGGCGGCGGUAGUGGCUGGAGGCGGCGGCACCUCCUCCUCCUCGCCCCGGCGCCGGCGGUGAUCCGAGCGAGCGGCCGCGGCCCCCGAUGAGACUGUUGGUGGGCUGGCUGUGCCUGAGCCUGGCGUCCGAGUGGCUGGCGCGGAGGAUGUGGACGCUGCGGAGCCCGCUCUCCCGCUCCCUGUACGUGAACAUGACGAGCGGCCCGGGCGGGCCGGCGGCGGCCGCGGGCGGCAGGAAGGACAACCACCAGUGGUAUGUGUGCAACAGAGAGAAAUUAUGUGAAUCACUCCAGGCUGUCUUUGUUCAGAGUUACCUUGAUCAAGGAACACAGAUCUUCUUAAACAACAGCAUUGAGAAAUCGGGCUGGCUAUUUAUCCAAUUAUAUCAUUCUUUUGUGUCAUCUGUUUUUAGCCUGUUUAUGUCUAGAACAUCUAUCAAUGGGUUGCUAGGAAGAGGUUCAAUGUUUGUAUUCUCACCAGAUCAGUUUCAGAGACUGCUUAAAAUUAAUCCAGACUGGAAAACCCACAGACUUCUUGAUUUAGGUGCUGGAGAUGGAGAAGUCACAAAAAUCAUGAGCCCUCAUUUUGAAGAAAUCUAUGCCACUGAACUCUCUGAAACUAUGAUAUGGCAACUUCAGAAGAAGAAAUACAGAGUGCUUGGAAUCAAUGAAUGGCAGAACACGGGGUUUCAGUAUGAUGUCAUCAGCUGCUUGAAUUUGCUGGACCGCUGUGAUCAGCCUCUGACUUUGUUAAAAGAUAUCAGAAGUGUCUUGGAGCCAACUAGAGGCAGAGUCAUUCUUGCCCUUGUCCUUCCUUUUCAUCCCUAUGUGGAAAAUGUGAAAAUAAUUAAUACUCAGCUGGACCUGCCUACUUGAAGUUGAAAGCCUAAAAUGUGUUUGUAUCCUCUGGUUUUAAAUGGAGCUUCAACCAUUUAUUUAUUGGUCAAUAAAUGAUGCGUUUUCAUCUGCUCAUCUGUACUUGCUGAAUGCCAUGCCUGUUUUGUUUUGCAUUUUUCAUUUCUUGUCCCAGACUAAAAAAAAAAAGAUAGUAGUUAUUACCUGUUUUUCUCUUUUGAGAAUAAAUAUAUAAUUUCUUUGAGUAACAUUUGAUUUUAUUUCAUGAUUUUGCUCUUCAGCAAUAUUAAAUGAAGAUUAUUUUAGAAGAAAUGGGCUUGUUUCAUAUCACUGCAGAUUUAUUAUGAUUUCUGGCAUUUAAUGUGACCUAAUGUCACAUGAAUUCAUAGUUUUAGCUUAAUGUGUUUUGCAUUUCAGAUCAUCUUGGAAAUUUUGGCUUUAAGUCUCUCUUUUAUAUUUUUAUAAGUUAAAAUACAUAAUAUAAAAAUUAUUUGUUGUAUAAAUCAUACAUGUUAAUUCUUAAAAAUCUUUAGUUCUGUUUUGUGGUCUAGUUUAGCCAUUCUUAAAAAACUCUUUAACAGCUGGCAGACAUUUUAAGAAAUCCAUUACUACUUUGCAGGUGUCAUAGUUAUUAGAUAUCAUGAAGUCUUUUUUUUUAAAAUAUUUACUUUUCGGUUGUAGUUGGGCACAGUACCUUUAUUUUGUUUAUUUGUUUUUAUGUGGUGUUUAAGAUCGAACCCAGGACCUCUCAUGUGGUAGGUGAGCACUCUACCACUGAGCCACAACCCCAGGCCCAUGAAGUCUUUAUCUUAAGGAACGGUGCUUACAUUUCUUACAACCAUGAGUGCUAUAUGGGUUUAUGUUACUAUUUACAUGUGCCUUAAUUUUUUCUUGUCCUUAUUUUUGUUUCCUAAGUGCCUUAGCCUUUCAGAUUGAAUGCUUAACUACCUUGUGGUUUUAGAUUUGUGUUGAUGGUGGGGAAAAAUGGGAACUCUUUAGACAUGGGAGGGAAGGAAGAAAGUUAGAACAGAUACCUUCUCUUAUCUUGCUUCAUCAUUUUUACAUUCCUAUUAGUCUUGGUAAAGCAAAAACUGCUUGAAUCGUGAGUGCCUAUUUAUCAUGUAUAUGUUAUACAGUGAAUAAAAUCUAGUAAAUGUCCUCCUUGGGAAUUCAGCAACCUGACUUUGUUUCAGUGCUGCUCCCUGUGUAAUUAAACCUAGGCUCCAUCUCUCUGCAUUGGUCUCACUAGUCAUCAGGUUGUAAGGUUCUGGUUUCCUGUGUCCUGUUGGGCAACCACUUGACAGAACUUUAAUGCUACUUCCUGACAUAGCAGGAGGUGGAAAAGCAGGAGGAAGAAACAUUAGUGUAACCACAAAUCUUAUUUCCAUGUGUUUCUGACACUGAAAAUCAAGAGGAAGUCAAACUGGACAAGACGGCAGUCUCCACUAAGGAUUGAAACAAGCUCCUUGAUGGUGGAUGUUUGGAGCUGCCUGUGGAGUCUAAGGAGUCCAGCAUGUGACACAUUGCAAACUCCAGACAAGAAACCUUG
Molecule: messenger RNA, 2530 nt
Organism: Marmota monax (woodchuck)
Lineage: Eukaryota; Metazoa; Chordata; Mammalia; Rodentia; Sciuridae
Gene: Mettl9
Product: methyltransferase 9, His-X-His N1(pi)-histidine
Exons: 5
Coding region: 214-1002 (262 amino acids)
Molecular function (GO): protein-L-histidine N-pros-methyltransferase activity
Source: RefSeq, a predicted model, not a curated record